CACAGCACAGCCAUGGCUUUCAGGUUCGUCGCCUUCGCCGCUCUCCUGGCCGCCGCCAGCGCCGGAGUGGUGCCCGCCGGCCCCGUGGCCUACGCCGCCCCCGCGGCCUACGCUCACGCCGCCCCCGUGGCCUACGCUGCCGCCCCCGUGGUUGCCCACGCCAAGACCGUGGUCGACACCGACUACGACCCCAACCCCAGCUACAACUACGCCUACGACAUCCAGGACUCCCUGACCGGCGACGCCAAGAGCCAGCAGGAGUCCCGCCAGGGUGACGUCGUCCAGGGCUCCUACUCCCUGGUUGAGCCCGACGGCAGCCGUCGUACCGUCGAGUACACCGCCGACCCCGUCAACGGCUUCAACGCCGUCGUGCACAAGGACGCCCCCGCCGUCGCCGUCAAGGCCGUCGCCGCCCCCGUCGUCGCCAAGGUCGCCGCCCCCGUGGCCUACGCCGCCCCCGCUUACGCCCACGCCGCGUACGCCCCUGCUGUCCACUCCUACGCCGCCCCCAUCGCUAAGGUGGCCGCCCCCGUCGCCUACGCCGCCCCUGCCUACGCCCACGCCGCGUACGCCGCCCCCGCCGCCUACGCCAAGGUGGCUGCCCCCGUCGCCUACUCCGCCGCCCCCGCCGUCGCUGUGGCGUCCUACUCUUCCCCCUACGCGACCUACCACCACUAGAAACCAAUUUUAAAAACUUAGUAGACGCCAGAGAUGCGACUUAAGUUGCAACCCCUGACAAAAAAAUUAAAUAAACAAAUUUAAAACCCAA
This is a messenger RNA of Thrips palmi, 769 nucleotides long. Its product is annotated as cuticle protein 21-like. The record is from RefSeq and is a predicted model, not a curated record. Bases 13 to 678 code for a protein of 221 amino acids. Lineage: Eukaryota; Metazoa; Arthropoda; Insecta; Thysanoptera; Thripidae. The transcript has 2 exons. Gene Ontology annotation, cellular component: extracellular matrix.